GAGAUCCCGCCCCGCGCCGCUCCCGGCACCCACCGGGCCCAGCGAAAGGCGCGGAGCCGGGAGAGAAGGAAAUAAACGGCUUCUGAUACGGGGAGCGCGAUGAAAUUCCCUUGUCUUUCCUUCCGACAGCCCUACGCAGGGCUGGUUCUAAACCAAGUCAAGACGGUAGAGACUCGCUGGCGUCCUUUCCUAAAGGCCUACAAGAAUCGCACCAUUGCUAUUCAUAUAGCUGUUAAGGACUGGGAAGAUGAGACAUGGAGAGACAUUCUUCUGAAUAGGCUCGGCAUGACACCGAAACAACUGGAAGAGUUGUUGGACGAAGGGGAAAAAUUUGGCAGACGAGUUAUUGCGGGCUUAAUUGAUCUUGGAGAGACAUCACUAUAUCCAGAAAACCCGUCUCCUGAAGAGAUUCUGGAGCUGGAAAACAAAGCUGUCCUCAGUAAUCUAGAACAGAAGUACCUGACUGUUGUUUCAAAUCCCAGAUGGCUUCUGAAACCAAUUCCAGCCAGAGGGCAGAAAGGGGUGUGGAGUGUGAAUAUCCCUGAAGAACUGAUCCCUUCAGAAUUGUAGGUGUUGCCCCUUAUUAUUAUUUUUCCUGCCUAAAUGCAGAUUUGUAUUUCAGAUACUGCCUUGUGAUUACAUCAGCAUCUUAUUCAGGUUCUAUUCCAAGACUAUUUGAAAUGGCAAAUAAGUUUAUAGAACUGCAUUUUUGAGGCAAAACAAGUAUUAAUGUUUUUCUAGACUUUUCUUGUUUAUACAACUAAGUAAAUGCCAUUUUGAAAAUGUAUAGUUAUGGAUUGUGUGCCAAUACAAAUGUUAAUUAAAAUGAUUUUUUGAUA
Hirundo rustica (Barn swallow) is the source of this 839-nucleotide messenger RNA. RefSeq names its product protein EOLA1-like. The transcript has 3 exons. The record is from RefSeq and is a predicted model, not a curated record. Bases 100 to 570 code for a protein of 156 amino acids. Lineage: Eukaryota; Metazoa; Chordata; Aves; Passeriformes; Hirundinidae.